This is a messenger RNA of Gadus morhua (Atlantic cod), 1479 nucleotides long. It is a transcript of the gene snx15, whose product is annotated as sorting nexin 15. NCBI's taxonomy places the organism in Eukaryota, Metazoa, Chordata, Actinopteri, Gadiformes, Gadidae. The record is from RefSeq and is a predicted model, not a curated record. The transcript is spliced from 7 exons. The coding region runs from base 110 to 1303 and encodes 397 amino acids. Gene Ontology annotation, molecular function: phosphatidylinositol binding.
CGACGCAAGGUCUGUCGUCAUCGACCAGGAAGUGAGCACCGACUGACGAUAAUAACAACACUGGACAGUCAUCAAUACAUGCUGUUUUUCAGUGGUUCUGAUUGCAGCAAUGUCCCGAAAAGUGAAAGAGGAAUAUUACCGGUUCUUUUCCGUUUCGGACCAUCGUACGCACGAGAAAGGGCACACGGAAUACAAAGUGACAGCAAGGUUUGUGUCCAAGCGCCACCCGGAGGACGUGAAGGAGGUGCAGGUGUGGCGGAGGUUCUCGGAGCUCAAGAAGCUGCACGGGGAGCUGGCCUACACGCACAGGAACCUCUUCAGGAGACAGGAGGACUUCCCUCCGUUCCCCCGCGCCCAGCUCUUUGGUCGGUUCGAGGAGGCGGUGAUCGAGGAGCGGCGGGAAGCGGCGGAGGCCAUGCUGCUGUUCACCACCGGCAUCCCCGCGCUCUACAACAGCCCCCAGCUCAAAGACUUCUUCAGGGGCGGUGAGGUCACCCGGCCCCUCGACCUGGUGGCCCCCGUGUCGGACACGCCCCUCCCCCCGCCCCUGAUCCCGCUGCCCAAGCGCCGCGCCUCGGACUGUGAGCCCUUCCCGGAGGAAGAGGGCCGGGAGGCGCCCGUGCUGCCCCAGGACCUGGGCUCAAACCUGGACCUGCAGCUAGGCGAGCCUGAGGUGGCGUCCGAGGCCUACGGGGAGGCGGAGGGCCGCCCCGGGGUGAUGGAGGAGGAGGAGGAGGAGGAGGAGGAGGAGAGGGAGGUGGAUGAGCUCAGUGACCUGGGACAGGACGAUAGAGUGCCUUCCCCCGGCCCGCCUCCAGAGUGGACACAGGAGUCCCAGGACGAGUUCGAUUCGCUGUUCGACCCAGCGGGGGAGGAGCAAGCCCCGCCCCCUAAGGAGGAGGCCCCGCCCCCACUGUCAGACAACGAUUUGGCCAUCUUUGACCCCUGCUGUAAACAUGAGCCCGCCCCCUACUCCUCCUCCAGCGACCUAUCAGACCUGCUUCCUCUGCCGCUGACCAACCAGGACGGAGGGGAGGCGGGCUACCUGAGCCGGGCGGCCAGUGAGCUGACGGCGGCCAUGAAGAGGGAGAAGGAGGGGGAGUUCAGCGCGGCCAUCCUGGCGUACCGGACGGCGGUGGACCUGCUGCUGACCGGCGCUCUGGGCGACCCAGACCCGGUCCGUCGGGAGGGGGUGAGGAAGCGGACGGCCCAGUACCUGAAGCACGUGGAGACGCUGGUGGACACACACUCCUCACCCACCCACCCACACACACACCCACCCCCGCACACUCAGGAGCCCUAGGGGGGUGGGGGGGGGGGGGGGAGCACUGGAACGCAUGCAGAUGUUGGGGAUGUGCGCAGAUACACAAACGCACGGGCACACACACACACACACACACACACACACACACACACACACACACACACACACACACACACACACACACACACACACACACACACACACACACACACACA